CCUCUCUUCCGGUCUCCGCCGCACAACAACAAAGAUGUCGGAGGGAGAGAAACGUUCAGACGCGGGGAAACUGGAGUUCUCUCUGGACGUCCCGUUCCCAUCGUCCCGUCAGGCUGCUAUCGCCCUGCGGUCGCUGUCGCCGGACAAAGAGCCAAGAAAGUGCGGAGUCAACAAGAAUCUGAGCGUGAGCGGCGCCAUGAUGUCUGCGAGGUGGAGUGCUGACGAAGCUCGGAUCCUGCGCGUCUCCGUCAACUCAUUUCUGGACCACCUCAAGCUUGUCCUGGAGACCAUGGAGAUGUUUGGGCCCCCUGUUCCUCUCUGAUGAUGUCUCUGGACUGCAGUGGCUGACAUCCCCAGAUAGAAGCAGAAAGUGGAGGGAACGCGGAGGAACUCAACAGGCGUUCAAAAGUUCUGUCACAUUUCACCUUCUUGUUUACUGUCUGAACGUCUUAUGAUUCUCAAAGCUUGUUUUUCAUAAAGUUUAAAAACUCACCUUAAUGUUUUCACUUCAAAAUAAAUUGCGAUUUUUCACACUCCCACAAAA
This is a messenger RNA of Cololabis saira (Pacific saury), 544 nucleotides long. RefSeq names its product EKC/KEOPS complex subunit Lage3. Lineage: Eukaryota; Metazoa; Chordata; Actinopteri; Beloniformes; Belonidae. Bases 35 to 322 code for a protein of 95 amino acids. The record is from RefSeq and is a predicted model, not a curated record. Gene Ontology annotation, cellular component: EKC/KEOPS complex. The transcript is spliced from 3 exons.